CCCUUGCCUGGACUUCUAUUUUUGUUUUUUAAUGCAGACUUCUAAAUGUUUGCAUAUCUGAAUUCUUUAAAGCAUCAAAUUACAUCUUUAUUUUGUAGUUGAAGCAACCAAGAAGUCACUUUUCCCCAAACAAAACAAGAUUGUGAAUGCAAAUAAGAAAACAAAAUGGUAGAGGGAGGAAUAAGCAAAGCAGAUAAAACAGAGUUUACAAAUUGCUGGAGUGCAGUAUGGGAAACUCCAUAUAUUAUGAGGCUGGCUUUAUCAGCUGGCAUUGGAGGAUUUCUUUUUGGUUUUGACACCGGUGUCAUUUCUGGGGCGCUUGUUUACAUAAAGGAAGAUUUUAAAGAAGUCGAUGAGAAAACGUGGCUUCAAGAAACUAUUAUUAGUAUGGCUGUUGCUGGUGCAAUUUUUGGUGCUGCCUUUGGUGGUUGGCUUAAUGACAAGUUUGGAAGGAAAUUUUCCAUUCUCAUAGCCGAUGUUCUCUUCUUUAUUGGUUCAAUCGUUAUGGCUUUUGCUCCGGUUCCUUGGGUGAUUAUCCUUGGAAGGAUAUUCGUCGGUUUAGGAGUUGGUUCAGUCGUGAUUUCACAAGUUUCUCAUUACUGUAGGACAAUUGCUUGCGUAUCUAAUCAAUCUGGCCUUCACUAA
Lycium barbarum (goji berry) is the source of this 645-nucleotide messenger RNA. Its product is annotated as inositol transporter 4-like. Gene Ontology annotation, biological process: transmembrane transport. The coding region runs from base 166 to 645 and encodes 159 amino acids. The transcript has a single exon. The record is from RefSeq and is a predicted model, not a curated record. Gene Ontology annotation, molecular function: myo-inositol:proton symporter activity. Lineage: Eukaryota; Viridiplantae; Streptophyta; Magnoliopsida; Solanales; Solanaceae. Gene Ontology annotation, cellular component: membrane.